Messenger RNA from Rhincodon typus (whale shark), 1610 nucleotides. RefSeq lists its product as uncharacterized. The record is from RefSeq and is a predicted model, not a curated record. Lineage: Eukaryota; Metazoa; Chordata; Chondrichthyes; Orectolobiformes; Rhincodontidae. Bases 490 to 1167 code for a protein of 225 amino acids. The transcript is spliced from 7 exons.
UUGAGUGUUGGGAGGUGAUACUGAGUAGAACAUGAUAGAAUAGUCAUCAAAUACCAAAAAGAGGCGCAUUGUAUUAAAUAUAAAACCCUUUUUUUCUCAUCAGUAGAUUUUUUAAAAUUGAAAAGUGCUCCUAAAACAAAAGGCAGCCAACUUCCCAUUGGCAUGCCAGUCUGUGUAGGGUCAAAGGUCAAUCUCCCAAACAGCCAUUUGCUCAGGGAGGGUGCUAACUCAGGUUUCUCUGACCACCAGUCAGCAUUAGUGAACCUCAACAGAGUAAUACUGUCUGUGGGAAGACGGAGAGUUUACCCAAAGAGUAAGAGGGAAAAUUCCGGUAAAGUUGUGAUAUGAAGUCAGCAAAGUGUCAGAUUUGAGGGGAGCAAUCAACAAGGUGAAAUAAGACGGCUAACGAUCUUGGAGUGCAACAGGUUCAGGGCACCUGAUCUUUUGCCCAUUGAAUGCUCAGUACUGAUAAAACUCAGAAAAAGGACGAUGAGGCAACGAGGUGCCAUGAGGGUUUUACUAUCAAUCUUCAUUUUCUGCAAUAUCAUUUUCAGAGCAUUUGCAAUCCAAUGCAAGAAGUGUGUGCCUCGGAUUAGCCCCACAUGUAAAAACUCCUACUGCUUCAAUUCUAAUAAGUGCUUAUCUGAAUUAUCAUCUGUAAAUAACAGGUCAUUCAUUAUCAGGACUUGUGCCAACAGAGCGCACUGUGGUGCGUCCAUAAACACGGGUAUUGUUAAGCACAGUAUCAUAUGUUGCAAAAAUGACCUAUGCAACAACCAUACCAUGCCAGAGCGUAAAAAUGGCAUGGAAUGCUAUGGGUGUACUGACAACAGUUGUCGUGAGAAUUUAAAGUCCAUUGCUUGCACUUCAAAUCAGAAAUUUUGUGCCUGGGGUUACUUCAAAGGCCCAUAUAAUCGGUUUGCUGAUCUGCUUUUGGACACAUCUAUAAAUAUGUCAACAAAUGAAGAUCAAGAUGUUGAAAGUCGUUCAAUCCGUUUUCCGUUUCGAGGCUGUGCGAGUCCGGAGGUUUGUGGGCUUCCCAUUUCAACUGUCAACAAGAUUAGCUGCUGCUGUGGAAACUUGUGCAACAGGAGUGUCAGCACACAGCACAACAUGCUGCUCCUCCUGGUGACAGGACUCCUUCCUUCCCUCAGGAUGCCCCUGUAGGUGGAAAUCUGAAAGACUGCAGGCUUCGAAUGGCCAAAUGAAAUCCUGACAGGAGGACCUGGUCUGAAAACCUUUUUGAGGGACAUGAAGAUCAAGAAAAGAUCUUACUCAGUGUCUUUCAGGACCUCACUUCUUACCAAAGUGAUUUCACGCCCAGUGUUGGUACUUUUAAACUAAAACUUGUACUGGAGGAGACAUGAUUGCCAACUCACAUGCAGCAAGCUCCCAGAAAUAAGGACAUUAUUUCCUUUUAGUGAUAUCAGUUUAGGCUUAAGUAUGCUACACCCAAUACCUGCUCCUGGCAGGUCUUCCAAACUGUGACUGUGAAAACUUUUGUAUCCACCAGAGAACAAGGACAGUAGCAUCAAUUUAGAACUUUACCCAAAGGACCUUCGACAGUGCGGCGCUCCCUCAAGACUGACCCUCUGACAGUGCAGUGCUCC